Molecule: messenger RNA, 1656 nt
Organism: Alternaria arbusti
Lineage: Eukaryota; Fungi; Ascomycota; Dothideomycetes; Pleosporales; Pleosporaceae
Exons: 5
Coding region: 1-1656 (551 amino acids)
Biological process (GO): transmembrane transport
Molecular function (GO): transmembrane transporter activity
Source: RefSeq, a predicted model, not a curated record
AUGUCACAUCAUUCGUCGCUCAAUGACAACACGGAAAGUGCAUCUCUACCUCGACGCAAGAAGGAAGUGCAAACCCGCAUGAAAGAUGGCAAAGAGGUCGAACUCCACACUUGGGACGGUCCACAAGAUCCUGACAACCCGUUCAACUGGUCAACCAAGUACAAAUGGUUCUUGACAAUAACCGUUUGCUUCAUCUCCAUCUUGACAGGUCUUCCGGCUGGGUCUUAUGGCGCUGGAAACGAGUACAUGGCAACACUAUUCAACGUUCAAAACGAGCCGUUUCCAAACCUUUACUGGGCGACGUGUUCGUGGAAUAUGGGUGCUGCUAUAUUCCCACUACUAUUCGUACCUUUGACCGAAAACACUGGUAGAAUGCCUGGAUAUUUUGUCGCCUACAUCGUGUUCGAAUUGUUCCUGUUCGGCUCAGCCUUUGCCGAUAACUUUGCAACCUUGGUCGUCACCCGUUUCUUCGGCGGUGGCGCAUCUUCCGUUUCCAUCAACAUCGUGGGCGGCAGCAUUAGCGAUGUAUGGAAAGGUGACAAAGCUCGGAGUCUGCCAAUGUCCAUUUUCGGCUUCACGUCCGUAGCUGGUAUUGCUCUUGGACCCUUCGUGGGUAGCGCAAUCGUACAGCUUGGCUAUCCUUCCACUGGACUACAAUCCCCUUGGCGAUGGAUCUACUACAUCCAAAUCAUCUACAACGCGGCCCUAAUCCCAGUGUUCUACAUAAUCCUCAAGGAAACUCGUGGCGACGUCAUCCUCAAAAAGCGCGCCCAGAAGCUUCGCAAAGAAACCGGUCGCGAAGUCUACGCAGAAUCAGAGCUCGAGAAGCCCUCGAUAGCUAGCUUGCUCAAGGUUUCAUUCAUGCGACCUACCAAAAUGCUAUUCACCGAGCCUGUCGUCACCUUCUUCACUCUUUGGAUCAGUUUCGCCUGGGGUAUCCUCUUCCUGUUCUUUUCCUCGGUCGUCCAGACCUUCAGCGCUAGUUACGGUUUUGGAACCUUUCAGACCGGUCUUGUUCAGCUGGCAAUCACCGUUGGAGCGCUCAUUGGCACGCUCAUUAAUCCCUUGCAGGAUUGGAUGUAUCUUCGUACUGCAUCCAAGAACCAGGAACGGCCAGGUAAACCCAUACCGGAAGGUCGCUUAUAUACCAGCAUCCCUGGUUCCUUGCUCUUUACUGCUGGAUUGUUCAUGUAUGGAUGGACGUGUCGACCAGAGAUUCAUUGGAUCGUGCCUGCGAUAGGCAUUUGCAUCGUUGGUGUGGGCAUAUACUCCAUUUACAUGGGCGUGGUCAACUACCUCACGGAUGCUUACGAGAAAUACGCUGCCUCUGCACUUUCAGCCGCAUCGCUUGGUCGUAACACGUUCGGAGCCUUUCUACCUUUCGCCUCAUACUCGCUUUUCCAGAACUUAGGGUUCGGUUGGGCUGGCAGCCUUCUGGGCUUUGUCGGGUUAGCAUUGAGUCUUGUGCCGGUGGUGCUACUUCUGAAGGGCCGCGAGAUCCGUAAAAAGAGUCCUUUCAUGUCAGAAGCCACAUUCGACGAUGGAGAUGACGAUGAAGCAGUGGAUGAUGGCAAGGAUGGUGCGAGUCAUCGAGGUACGUUUGGGCCAGCGGGCGUCGCAGGUGGGCCACCCGGGGCAUUGGACGAGCGUGUCUAG